AUGGCAGUGUUCAACACGUUCGGCGGUAUAGUCCCUAGGACUUCUGUUCACGCUUUGAAAGCUCCGAACGGAACAAUAGCGCAUAAUGUGAACUUGCGUAAUGGCAGGUUGGAGCCGUGGCGUGAGCUGUGUGAGUUUCAGAAGUUCGACAGUCGGACUCUGUCCUUCCACGAACACGGGUGCUGUACGGUCGGAUGGAACGCCAUAGUCACGGCGGCUGACGUUGCUCCGGACUGGGGGCGGUUCUAUAUUACCGGACGGACAGGACAGCUCGAAGCUGUUGAAGAUGCUUGUUGCGGUCCGCAGUACUACAUUGUCGGACUGCCCAGACCCGUUGCACAUCCCGGGAUUUCCGGUACCGAAGAGUGCGACCGUUCGGCAGACGCAAGAACUUAUGUUUACACAUAUUUGAAUAAGUGGGGCGAAGAGUCUGCCCCGUCUCCUGCAAGUGGAGAGAUUAGAGUGAAAGACGGCUCGCCCGUAAGACUGACCGGCAUAGCAUUACCGCCCGACGGGUAUGGGAUUACACACGCUAAUAUCUAUCGGACGGCGACAGCAUUCCGUCAGGCUGACGGAAAAGAACAAACGCCUAUGACAGAGUAUUUAUAUGUCGGAACGAUAGAGUUCCCCGCUACGUCAUUUACCGAUAACGUUAAGAUGUUAGGGCUCGGACCGGUACUGGAUACGGACGACGUGACAAUGCCCCCGCAGUAUAUGGAAAAUAUUUGCAGCAUAGACGUUACGACCCGUUUAGCCGGUACGCACGAUAACCGAGUGUUCUUUUCAGAACCGUUCAGACUGUGGAGUUGGCCGGCGAAGUAUGAGUUGACAUUGGAUAGUAACAUUGCUCAUAUGGUGCAACACGGGAUGAGAUUGUAUGUUACGACGGAUACUUUCCCCUAUGUGAUUGACUGUUCCAAAGACCCCGAAGGGAUUACACCGGUAACACAGAUAGCAGAACCGCUUCCUGACAUUGCCUGUGUAUCUGACUGCUCGUGCAUUGCGACACAUUUCGGAAUGUUCUACAGCUCGCCUAUCGGAAUUAUUUUAAUUAGCCCCGACGGGAAAUGGACAAACAUAACCAGUCGUUGGCUCGGUGAAAGAGACUGGGCAGAAGUAGCACCGGAGACUGUCAGGCUGUGCUAUGCGGACGGGCUGUUGUUCAUUGUCACGGACAAAGUAUCGUUUGUUCUUAACAUCGACGAGAAGAAUUGGAACGAUAUGCAGGGCUGUGAGUUGACAACAAUAUCGGAUAAGCCUAUUGAUAUGCACAGGUCUACUACCGGUAAAGUUCUGAUGUUGAUAGACAACACGGUCUAUGUUUGGAACAACAGCGAGAAGUUGCGUCCCUAUGUAUGGGAAAGCGGUGAGCUUAUCCAAGGGAACUCGAAGUCCCUGUGGUCCCCUUCAACGGUUAAAGUCAGAACGAACGAUACAGAGUUUUUAAUCCGCACUCCUAGGGGUACGGAAUAUAAGAGAAAGGUUAUGGAUGAGCGACCGUUCCGGCUCCCGAAGCUGGGGCGGCACUUGUGGUAUAAUGUGCGUCUGUCCGGUUAUGGUGUGGUUGACUUCCUUGAAGUCGGCACGGCUAAUCUGACAGGUAGCGAAGAAGCUAUUCAGAACUUGGCAAACACGCUGGGAGAAAUCCUUGUCAAAGCGUGGGAUAAAGACGGUAAAGACACCUACGGCAAGCCGUUCAAUCUCAAUGUUGUAGCAUUGAUACAGACUUGGCUGUCGGGGUCUCUUAAAGUGUUUGUGGCUUACGACAACGACAAGCCUGUCGGGUUCGCCCUCGGUAUCAAUUUCCGUCCUAUGCAAUUUACUUGCAAUGUGUUGUCGAUUGACACAUUCUAUGCGGAAACGGAAGAAGCCGAGCGUGGAUUGCUUGCAUAUAUUUCAGAUGCCGUUCGGUUCCUCGGUGUUGAGGAAGUUUGGUUUACCAAGCCCAAAGACCGUAACGACGACGCGUCAAAUACCAUAAUAGCCACUGCCAGAAAAGCGGCUAUGGUUGCCGCCGCAGGUUAUGAGCUGUAUCGGGCUUAUGACAUUGCGAAGCGUGAGUGGGAUAUUGCGAAGAAGUAUUACCGCAUAUCACAGAACUGGCUGGACUAUUACAGGGACUACUUCGCCCCUGUGGAAGACCAAGAGCUUCGGGAAACGAUGGCUCUUACGGUUGAGAAGCCGAACUACGACACCGCCCAAGGACGUGCCAGAGUUGCAGCAAUGAUAGCCUACCGCGGGAAACUUUUCGAUGUCUAUAAGAACACCACACGGUAUACAACGGGUCGUCGUGCCUAUGUUUUAUCUACACUGAUGACUGCACAGGCUAAUGCUAUUGCACAGGCUGACAGUCUUGGCUAUCGGAAUGAACGUGCCUAUAUCAAAUUGCGUAAUGACCAGCGGUUUAAGAAAAUGCUUAACACGGCUAAACGUGGUAGGAAUAUGGCAACCGAGCCUGUAUCAUUCGCCAAGGAUGCAUUGGGUUCUUAUGGUAACUUAUGGAAACAGAUUUGGGAUACUACGAAAACUAUCGGUAAGACCGCGGGGUAUGCGGACAAUAGGAGACCAACGGAAUACCCGGCAACCUAUAUGUCUGCUGAAAUGUUGAUGCCCCGUAUUCCGCAAGCCACGUCACCGUAUGUAGCAUUUGACGAGAACGGUAUUCCGAAACCAGAGUUUACAUCCGAUAUUUACACCAGACAGCCAUCACUAACGAAGGAGUAA
Molecule: messenger RNA, 2724 nt
Organism: Cylicocyclus nassatus
Lineage: Eukaryota; Metazoa; Nematoda; Chromadorea; Rhabditida; Strongylidae
Source: the annotation of a GenBank genome assembly